Molecule: messenger RNA, 986 nt
Organism: Triticum dicoccoides
Lineage: Eukaryota; Viridiplantae; Streptophyta; Magnoliopsida; Poales; Poaceae
Product: E2F transcription factor-like E2FE
Exons: 5
Coding region: 244-663 (139 amino acids)
Biological process (GO): regulation of transcription by RNA polymerase II
Cellular component (GO): RNA polymerase II transcription regulator complex
Molecular function (GO): RNA polymerase II cis-regulatory region sequence-specific DNA binding; DNA-binding transcription factor activity, RNA polymerase II-specific
Source: RefSeq, a predicted model, not a curated record
CUCACCCGCCUCCACCAGCGAGCCCCUCUGCUCUCCCUCGCUCCGAUCUGGUGGAGCCGCCGCCCCCAACCACUCUCUCUGACUUCGAUCCACCGCCGCCUCCAAUCGCUCCCACCCCACUCCUUUUCCCCGUCGCGCCAAUUCGUUCGAGCACACGCCAGAUUCCUUUUAACGGCCGGCGCCCCCGCCCCCGACACGACACAGAUCCUGCCUCUGCCCGCACGCAGAUCGGCGGCGACGACGAUGGCCACGCCCCCCUCUUCGACAGCCGUGGAGCCGACGGCGGUGGCGCCAGCGCCCCUCCCGCGGCUUCCGAUUCCGAACCCGCUGCCGCUGCCGCUGUUUGCCGAGCGCGGCGGGGGCGCGAGGCUGGGCCACCACGCCUACAGCCGCAAGCAAAAUUCGCUCGGCCUGCUCUUCUCCAACUUCAUGGCCCUGUAUGACCGGGAUGGCGUGGAGUUCAUCAGGCUGGACGACGCGUCUAGGCGCCUCGGCGUCGAGAGGCGCCGGAUCUACGACAUCGUCAACGUGCUCGAGAGCGUCGGGAUCCUUGCGAGGAAGGCCACAACAAGGAGCAGGAGCGCCUCCGCAUCGAUAAGGAGCUCGGCAACAUCCGCACCCUCUUCAAGAACGAAAAGAAAGGUACCUAUAGGGUGCAUUUGACAGGAACUUGAUCACGGAGGUCGCUGGGUUUGCUCCGAGCUCCAGGCCUAUUUUUUUGGAGUGUGAAGCCGUGAAGCCAAGUGUGAAGCUAUGAAGCCAAGUGUGAAGCAGUACUUAGCAAAGAGUUUUUGGUUCUGUACUUAGCAAAGAGUUUUUGGUUCUGUACUUAGCAAAGAGUUUUUGGUUCUGAAGUGUGAAGCCAAGUGUAAAUUGUAAUAUUGUAAAAGUCUAAUGUAGUGUUAAUGAAUUAUAUCUGUUCUGUCCUAUUUGAAAUAAUGAUUAUGUAUGUUGAAAAGAUGUGAAAUGGAAUCUUGACCAGUGGG